AUGUCACUCUUUCUGCGCAUGAUCCGUGACAAGUUCACCACGAUACCACCACAGGAAGAAGAUUGCACAGGCAAAACAUUCGUCGUUACAGGGGCAAACAGCGGUAUCGGCCUUGAGACAGUCCGUCAUCUUACAGAACUUAAUGCCGCCACUGUGAUCUUGGCAUGUCGAAGUAUCGACAAAGGCGAGCAAGCUAGAAAGGACGUUGAAGAAUCGACUGGGAAGCAAAAUGUCGUUCAAGUUUGGCAGCUGGACCUCGCUUCGUAUGAUAGCGUCCGGGAAUUUGCUUCUCGCGUUAACAAAUUGGAGCGUGUCGAUGCCUUUAUUAAUAACGCAAGUCUUCUCAGCUUUAAGCGUGAGAUGAUUGAAGGUCAUGAGUCGAUGUUGACUGUCAAUUUCAUAUCUACAGCUCUUCUUUCGCUUCUUGUAUUGCCGGCCCUGCGGCUGGCAGCGAUACGAUUCAAUGUCACUCCUCGCAUGGUCAUUGUGUCUUCUGACGCAGCUUUUGACUGCCGUCUCACUACAGAGGUGCCAAACAUAUUUGAGGCUAUCGAUGCUGAAACCAGUGUUCUCGAUCACUACAGCAAAACAAAACUCUUACAAACCAUGUUCAUAUCCCGACUCUCUCAAGGGAUUGAUGCUUCUGGAAAGGGACAUAUUAUCGCCAACGCAGUACAUCCUGGCUUAUGUGGCACGCAGCUAUUCAAACACAUAGAUUUCCCGUUCUCUCUAUUCCUCUCUGCUCUUGUAGCGGUGCUUGGACGGACGCCAGAGAUGGGAUCUCGGGCGUUGCUGGCGGGAGCUUUUGCGGGAGAGGAUCUACAUGGAAAAAUCAUGUUCAAUGGCGAGGAACACCAGUUUCCCAAGUGUAUGCAAGGAGAAAUGGGCGAUAAGUUGACUGGAAGAGUGUGGGAUGAGCUGAUGGAGUUGCUGGAGGGGAUUGAGCCUGGGGUAAGGAACAAUGUAUAG
This is a messenger RNA of Fusarium pseudograminearum CS3096, 969 nucleotides long. RefSeq lists its product as uncharacterized. Lineage: Eukaryota; Fungi; Ascomycota; Sordariomycetes; Hypocreales; Nectriaceae. Bases 1 to 969 code for a protein of 322 amino acids. The record is from RefSeq and is a predicted model, not a curated record. The transcript has 3 exons.